Molecule: messenger RNA, 468 nt
Organism: Knipowitschia caucasica
Lineage: Eukaryota; Metazoa; Chordata; Actinopteri; Gobiiformes; Gobiidae
Source: the annotation of a GenBank genome assembly
AUGAGAGGACAGAGGACAGAGGACAACAUGAGAGGACAGAGGACAGCAUCAGAGGACAGAGAACAGCAUCAGAGGACAGAGGACAGAGGACAACAUGAGAGGACAGAGGACAGCAUCAGAGGACAGAGGACAGCAUCAGAGGACAGAGGACAGCAUCAGAGGACAGAGAACAGGACAAAGCUCUGCUCUAAUCAGAGGACAGAGGACAGAGGACAACAUCAGAGGACAGAAGACAGCAUCAGAGGACAGAGGACAGCAUCAGAGGACAGAGAACAGCAUCAGAGGACAGAGGACAACAUCAGAGGACAGAGGACAGAGGACAACAUGAGAGGACAAAGGACAGCAUCAGAGGACAGAGAACAGCAUCAGAGGACAGAGGACAGCAUCAGAGGACAGAGGACAGCAUCAGAGGACAGAGGACAGCAUCAGAGGACAGAGGACAGCAUCAGAGGACAGAGGACAACAUGA